AUGAGCAAUUCCCUCAGAGAUAGAUUUGAUCAGGAUCAUAGAUAUGGAGUAUCAUACGAUUCUACAUCCCUCCCUCUACGAUCUUUCACUUUCCCACUGGACUCCACUUCCACUAUUCAACGUCAAACGAGAGGAUCACAAAGAAGAAGACCACAACUUAAUUAUCGUCAAUCGGGACGAACUUAUGAGACAGAUCAAACGGAUUUGACAGAAAACCCUAUACCAAGAUCUUAUGGUAAACGUCCGAGUCUCUCAUAUGAUGUUGAAGAUGAUGAUUUUCCUGACAUAUCUAAACUUGAGAUUUCCGUUCCUAGAACCAUGAAACUCUCAGCAGAUGUUACUUUAUUGAUAGAUCUUCGAGAACGGACUGCUCAGACUACCUUUUUGGCUAAAGGUGAAUGGGGUUUCGGAACAGGUAUCAGAAAGAUUGAUUAUAAUGAUACACUUAAUGAUGCUCAGUGGAGGGCUUUAUGUCGAGAUUGGGAUCCGACGGGGGAUAAGUUGUUUGGAAUGACUGGUACUGCGGAAGGAGAAGUGGAUAUGAAGACUAAGAGAGGAAACUUGACUGCUGAUAUGGGUGAGUAUGGUACACAUCGUUGUCAACUUGAUUUGAAUGGAGAAUCAUUAGGAGAUGUAAAGUGGAUUGUUAGGAACAAGUAA
Tremella mesenterica DSM 1558 is the source of this 660-nucleotide messenger RNA. RefSeq lists its product as uncharacterized. The record is from RefSeq and is a predicted model, not a curated record. The coding region runs from base 1 to 660 and encodes 219 amino acids. The transcript is spliced from 2 exons. NCBI's taxonomy places the organism in Eukaryota, Fungi, Basidiomycota, Tremellomycetes, Tremellales, Tremellaceae.